AUGUACGUUCAAACCACUCCAGAGUUCACUUCAAGCGAACAGAGACCGAGGUUGAUGGGAGGUUUUCCUUACUGCUGGCUGUACUGGGAGAUGGAGCGAGCCAGAGCAGAGUGUCAGACGCAGCUGCAGCAGCAGACGCCAGGCGCUGCAGGAUGUGAAGGUGAGUGGAACAACGUUUCUUGUUGGCGCAGCGCCGCUGUCGGGGAAGUGCUGACCCUCCCGUGUCCCCCACCCUUUCUGCUUCUGUUUGGUAAAAAUGGUAACCUGAACAGGAACUGCACUGAGAAAGGCUGGUCGCCGGUUUAUCCCGACGUCGGCGCCGCCUGCUCAUCGGACAUCAGCGACAAACCCAACGAGCUGCUCUUCUACAGAGUGGUCCAGAUCCUGUCCACUCUGGGUCACAGCCUGUCGCUCGUCGCUCUGAUCACCAGCACCGCCAUCAUCUGCUCCUUCAGGAGGCUCCACUGCAUGAGGAACUACAUCCAUCUGAACCUGUUUGUGUCCUUCAUGCUGCGAGCCGUGGCCGUGCUGAUCAAAGACACGCUGCUCUUCUCAGAGGACCAGAGCACCGACUGCAGCACGCAGCUGCCUCUGGUGGGCUGUAAGACCAGCCUGGUUUUCUUCAACUAUUUCGUCAUGGCGAACUUCUUCUGGCUGCUGGUGGAGGGUCUGUACCUGCACAUGCUGCUGCUGGUCAUCCGGACCUGCUGCGUCCGCCUCUCCGUCUGCAUGCUGAUUGGCUGGGGAAUCCCGUCUGUCUUCACCGUGGCCUGGAUCGUCAGCCGGAUCAACCUGGAGGACACCAGAUGCUGGGAGAUCAACGACAACCCAGUUCCUGACCGGCUGAUCAACUGGCCCAUCAUGGCGUCCAUCAUCAUAAACUUCCUGCUGUUCAUCAGCAUCAUUCGAGUCUUGGUGCAGAAACUACGCAGCUCAGACGUCGGAGGAAACGACCAAUCGCAGUACAGGCGGCUGGCCAAGUCCACCCUGCUGCUGAUUCCUCUGUUCGGGGUAAACUACGUGGUUUUCUUCUACCUGAUGGAGCCGGACGAUGAAACGCUGAAGCAGAUCAAGAUCUUCUUCGAGCUCGGCCUCGGCUCCUUCCAGGGCCUCAUCGUCGCCGUCCUCUACUGCUUCCUCAACAGCGAGGUUCAGAUGGAGGUGCGGAGGACAUGGAGGAGUUUAUCCACGAAUCGCGGCGUGUUGCAGGACUACAGUCUUCGCCGCCUGUCAGCAAACCCCAACAUCACUCAGUUUCCCAGAAACACUCGGGCCCAGUCCAUCCUGCAAACCGAAACCACCGUGCUCUGACCAGAACCGGCCGGGUUCUGCCACAGCGCCCCCAGCUGGGGGAGACACCACAUGUCAAACAGAGAGAAACCGACUGAAAAUCAUGGAAGACAAACGAAGAACGUUGUUACGGCCAGGUUUUAUAUUUUUAUAUGAUUUUUCAAGUUUAUGGCUCUUUUGAAUCUCAAUAAAUGAAUAAAAAUGUUUUUUUUUUCGUUGUAAAAUCGACUCACAGUUUGUGCAGAAACGUUUCCACAUGAUUUAUGAUGUGAUGCUUGUCACUGACUGUAUUGUCCAUGUGGUUUCCAACACAUUUUCAGUUUGUAUUUACUAAUAAUUAGACACUGAUAACUAAAUAAAACUUUAUGUUUUCCAGGUUCAUACCAGCUUUGGCCACAAGAUGGCAGUAAAGUCCUGUUACUUUUACAUUUCUUCUGUCAUUAAAGAUUUUAGUGUAAACAUGUUCAAAAUCAUAAUUAUUGACAAAAAUAUAUUUAUUUCAUUUUCAGAAGCAUAAUAUGAGUGA
Messenger RNA from Poeciliopsis prolifica (blackstripe livebearer), 1816 nucleotides. RefSeq names its product vasoactive intestinal polypeptide receptor 2-like. Bases 1 to 1311 code for a protein of 436 amino acids. Gene Ontology annotation, biological process: adenylate cyclase-modulating G protein-coupled receptor signaling pathway; cell surface receptor signaling pathway. Lineage: Eukaryota; Metazoa; Chordata; Actinopteri; Cyprinodontiformes; Poeciliidae. The record is from RefSeq and is a predicted model, not a curated record. The transcript has 13 exons. Gene Ontology annotation, cellular component: plasma membrane. Gene Ontology annotation, molecular function: G protein-coupled peptide receptor activity; vasoactive intestinal polypeptide receptor activity; peptide hormone binding.